AUGGCACGGAAGUUACCCGGCCAUGACCAUACGGGAAAGGCAGCACACCGGUUAACAGAGUCGAGACGAGUGUAUAACGCGAGCCGUAACGAGAAUGACGAUCCUCCCGACUGCCUUAGGAUUGGCUCACCAGCUGGUAAAAACAGACCAUCACCUCGCCUCGGCACUUGCCCAGUCACAAGCCCUGUCCAGGUCUCAUUGCUUCCGAACGUGGCUGCUCCGGGCAAGGAGCAGUGCAAGCAGCACGACUUAUCCGAUGCCGGCUCGAGGUCCAACGCAGUCAAAACAAUUCGAAACCCACCAAUCCCAGGUGAUCUAGCUCCGUCGGCUGAUGCCCUUUUUGCUAGGGUUCACAGUUUUGCGAAAACCCGUGGCUUCGGUGUUAUCAAGGCUCAUGGUAUGAUUCGACCUGGACAGCGAAGUCGAUAUGUCCUCCAAUGCGAUCGGUACGGGGCUCCGCGGUCGGGAAGGGGUGCUGGCCUUCGGAAACGAAAGUCUCGAAAGUCGGGUGCCUAUGGAAGAUUAUUGCCGAGGCCCUGCCAGAGAACUGUUUUCAGUGGACUCUGCGGCACUUCCCAGAUGCGGAACACCACCACCACAAUCAUAACCCCAGUACCGAUGCCGCCGCUCACCCAAUUCAUCGACGACUUACUAGACCUGUGA
Fusarium odoratissimum NRRL 54006 is the source of this 663-nucleotide messenger RNA. RefSeq lists its product as uncharacterized. NCBI's taxonomy places the organism in Eukaryota, Fungi, Ascomycota, Sordariomycetes, Hypocreales, Nectriaceae. The transcript is spliced from 3 exons. The record is from RefSeq and is a predicted model, not a curated record. The coding region runs from base 1 to 663 and encodes 220 amino acids.